CAAAAUAACAGAAUACGUGACACUGACGCACCAGAUAACACAGAAUUUAACUAGAUAACAUAGUUUUGCUUAUUUCCAUUUGUUUAUAAGCCUUCUAUACUUGAUAAUGUGCGGCACGAAACCUUGACAUCUAAUAAAACCAUAAAAAUGCUGAAUCUAGACGAUUUUAAGGACUUUAUAGCAGUUUCAGCAUCAAUCUGUACAAUUCUGCAAUUUCUCUCUGGAACCCUGGUGUGCCAAAACUUUGUGCAAAAAGGAAGCACAGGUGACAUAUCUGCAUUCCCUUUCAUUAGUGGAUGUUUAUCAACCAGCUUGUGGCUUCGAUAUGGAUUUAUAAUACAGGAAAGAUCCAUAAUUUUAGUCAACACUAUUGGUGCUACACUCUUUUUUGCUUAUGUUUUAACAUUCUACUUUUACAGUAUUAAAAAAUGGGCUGUUGUAAGGCAAUUCCUCCUAUGCAUGCUGAUUUUGAUAGCAAUACUUUUCUAUUCCUCAACUGGAAAUGAAUCUGAUGAGAAAGAAUUAGAAGCUGUUCGCAGUCAUAUAGGCACUCUAUGCUGCAUCAUGACUAUAAUUUUCUUUGCUGCACCAUUCUCCACAUUAAUGCAUGUUAUUAAAGUGAAAAGCUCAGAGAGCAUGCCAUUUCCACUUAUCUUGACAAGCUUUCUAGUUUCAUGUCAGUGGUAUGCAUAUGGUUUAAUAAUUAAAGAUCAGUUUGUCCAGAUUCCUAACUUCUUAGGCAGUGUUUUAUCUGCCAUUCAGCUAUCUCUGUUCUGUUUAUAUCCAACAAAAUACAAACCACUGGAUCAGAUUUAAGUGGGAGAAUAAUUGUUAUUUAUUGAAUAAAGGAUAAUUAUUUUAA
This is a messenger RNA of Nicrophorus vespilloides, 862 nucleotides long. RefSeq names its product sugar transporter SWEET1 (gene slv). Gene Ontology annotation, cellular component: membrane. Bases 148 to 816 code for a protein of 222 amino acids. The transcript has 4 exons. Gene Ontology annotation, molecular function: sugar transmembrane transporter activity. NCBI's taxonomy places the organism in Eukaryota, Metazoa, Arthropoda, Insecta, Coleoptera, Silphidae. The record is from RefSeq and is a predicted model, not a curated record. Gene Ontology annotation, biological process: carbohydrate transport.